UUCAAAGGUAUACAAUAAAGAAAUUGCAACAAGUCCGUAGAGUUUAACUAAAACUUCGCAUAGAUUUGAUGUAAAAAUUGUUUUACCUGCUAUAAAAUAUGGCGCGUUUGGUUCAACGACCUCCGAAAUAUCUGCCCGAAGAAUGGCAUCAUUCAAAUAAGCUAAAAUACUCGAGCGCUGAAAAGGAACGAGCAAGCGCUGAACGCAUUCGCGAUGAAACAAGUCGCUUGGUUCUUGAGACCGACCAAACCACGUCGAAAACCCAACAAGAUGUCGAUGUGAAGCUAAGCCAGCGUUUGACCGAUGUGAAUUACUGGAAAGGCGAGUUGGAUCGACAACACGCCGAGUCGAUGAGCGAAAUCGAGAAUUUGUUGACGUUCAAAGCAAGACUGGAGAAAGCCAUUGUUGACAUUGAGAUACCGCUAAAGGUUGUUUCUGAUUGCUUGGUCGUCAGGGAGGAGAGGGUUAAGAUCGAUAAUGUUCAUGAUGAUGUUGAAGUUCAGUUGUUGAAGGAAGUUGAAGUUCUGCAAGGUGUUGAAUCAUUGUUAAAAAGAACCUUGGAACAGACCAUUGAACAAAUCAGACUAAUGAGAUCUGCCAAGUAUUACCUUGAAAAAGACAUGAAAGACAAGUUCUCCGCGCUGAAUAUCGAUAAAAAUUGUUCUGAAUUGAAUAACAAAUCUGCACAUAUUUUCUACUCCGAUCGAGGGGCAAAAGUCGAGGGAAACUCGGUGACACCGGACGAGUGGCAGGAUUUCUCCGACAAGAAUAUCUUGAAAGCCGAGCGAGAAAAGAACGCGGCGAUCAACUUGCGCAGCGUCGUGGACGGUGUUCUCAUGCAGACUUACAACGAUCUUGUGAAGCAAUUCGAUGUCGUGAACGUCGCUUUUGAAAACAGGAUCGAAGAGACGGAAAAGGCAAAGACCAAAUUGGAAACACAUUUGACAAAGGUAAACGAGGAAAUCGGCGAGAUGGAAGCGAAUAUCGAUAAGUUAAAACAGGCGAUUUACGAGAAGGAAGCGCCAAUGAAAGUUUCCCAAACUAGAUCAGAUCACAGAACGGACCGACCGAACGUGGAACUUUGCCGCGACCCGGUGAAAUAUCGCCUUAUCAGUGAAAGGAACGAAAUUAAUGUGAAUGUUACGAGGCUACAAGAAUUGUUAGCGGACGCAGAGAGUUCGUUGAAAGGUUUGAUUCGCAAUCAACUAUCGCUCGAGGAGGAUAUCGAAGUCAAGAGGAAAUCACUGCAUAUCGACAAAGAUGUUUGCGUUGAACAUCGUAAGCAAAUCAAUUACGUUCGACGUUAAUUCAGCGAGGAACUUUGAUAUGAACUGUAGAAAUUUAUGUGCAUGUAAAUUCGAUGAAAAAUUUUAUUAAUAAUACUGCUUAUUGUAGCAUUUAUGUCGCCUUAUCAAUCCAGAAACUUCAAAACUGUGGACGUUCAACUGGCAAGCAAGAAAGCAAAAAGAAAAGCGGGCGCAAGCUCGUGCAUGUGUCUUGAGCGGAGAAAUAUUGUUUUUGCGUUCUAAAAACAGAUUUAUUCUUUCGAACGAAGCAAAGUAGCAAUAUUCGCCGUGGAACGUUUUCCAAUGUAACAAAAGUAUUCUAAAAUGUAUCAAAUAUAACUGUCGCAAAAAAUAUCGCAAGCGUGGGAAAAAGAACUUUACCGUGGAAAAAGAACGUUUUUUCGUGCGAAAAGAACUUCAUCUUGCGAAAAGAACGUUUUCGUGGGAAAAACGUCAAUCGCAGCACUUAGCGUGUGAAAAAACCAGCAAACGGAUCAUA
Dendronephthya gigantea is the source of this 1785-nucleotide messenger RNA. RefSeq names its product tektin-1-like. Gene Ontology annotation, cellular component: nucleus; microtubule cytoskeleton. The record is from RefSeq and is a predicted model, not a curated record. The coding region runs from base 99 to 1307 and encodes 402 amino acids. Gene Ontology annotation, biological process: cilium assembly; cilium movement involved in cell motility. NCBI's taxonomy places the organism in Eukaryota, Metazoa, Cnidaria, Anthozoa, Malacalcyonacea, Nephtheidae. The transcript is spliced from 5 exons.